AUGGAGGAGUUGCAGACACCCUUCAAGCCGCAGUUCUGGACUAGGCAAGCGAGGGAAGCGAAGGAACCUCACCCCGCAAUGCUGGAACUUCCAGUGCCAAGUGAGAAGCCCGAAGAGCUCUUUGCUGAAGAUCCAUUGCCAGAUGUUGCGACGACCUUUGAUCCCAUGCCUCAGGAGUCGCUGGCAAUGAUGUCUCUGAUGAGUCAAAGGAGCAAACAGGACCCACGCUCCUCCUUCUAUGCCUUCACUUUGCCACCAGGACUUCCCCGUGGUGAAUCCGCAGCACCCAAUCGUAUACUACACGAAAACUCACAGCUCGGCUUACAGCAGUUCAUGCACGCGGUGCAACAAACGAAGGGACGCCAGCUGAGUAAAGAGGUGAAGAAGAGGCGGAACGAGUCAUUUCCGUCCACGGACGAGCAAAGCGGAGCCUCGUGGAUUUCCCGCUUCUGGGGCAAAUUUCAAACCUUCACAGAAAGGGUGUAG
This is a messenger RNA of Cladocopium goreaui, 486 nucleotides long. Lineage: Eukaryota; Dinophyceae; Suessiales; Symbiodiniaceae. The record is from the annotation of a GenBank genome assembly.